AUGAAGAUAAAAACCCUCAGCAGGCUGUCGGACACCUAUGUGCCGGCCAGAAACACCCAGGAGCUGGCGAUGCCUCGUAACUUGAACCCUGCUCUUCAUCCGUUUGAGAGAGCCAGAGAAUAUACUAGAGCUGUUACGGCUACUAAGCUUGAAAGAAUGUUUGCCCAGCCUUUUGUGGGCCAGUUGGGCGAUGGACACAGAGACGGUGUUUACUGCAUUGCUAGAAAUUUCAAAACCACUAACCAGGUUGCCACAGGUUCUGGUGACGGUGUGGUGAAGUACUGGAACAUGACUCUGAGAGAUGAGCUGGUGAGUUUCCGUGCUCAUUUCGGAAUGGUGACUGGUUUGAGUGUUACGCCAAGACGUGGGUUGCUUUCGUGUGGUGACGAUAAGUUUAUCAAGUUGUGGUCGCUCGAUAGUAGUGAUUUCCCUGAAGAGACCGAUGACCUUGAUGUGUUUAAGCCUCAGGGCGUCAACCAGGAAAACGCCUUGAUCAAGACGUUCAACGGUGAACAUGCAUUUAAUGGUCUUGACCACCAUGUUUCUGAGGACAUUUUCGUCACCGGUGGUGCUAGCAUUAACCUUUGGGACAUGAACAGGUCCAAGUACACACUGAACCUUACCUGGGGCGCCGACAACGUCAACAGCGUCAAGUUCAACCGUACAGAGUCGAAUGUUUUGGCAUCGGCAGGUUCAGAUAACUCGAUUGUGCUUUACGAUAUCAGAAGCAACAGUGCUAUCCAGAAGGUGGUUACCAAUAUGAGAGCCAACGCUCUUACCUGGAACCCUAUGGAGGCAUACCACUUUGCAUCGGGUCACGACGACCACAACUCGUAUUUAUGGGAUAUGCGUCGGAUGGACUCCUCGCUUAACGUUUACAAAGACCAUGUCAGUGCUGUCAUGGAUCUAGAUUUCUCGCCUACUGGCCAAGAGCUUGUCACUGGUUCUUAUGAUAAGACUAUCCGUAUCUACAGACCUAGAGAGGGCCACUCGAGGGAAAUCUACCACACCAAGAGAAUGCAGCGUGUGUUCAGCGUCUGUUUCACCACCGACCUGAAGUACAUUUUGAGUGGUUCUGACGAUACCAACAUCAGAUUGUGGAGAGCCAAGGCCUCCGACCGUUCCGACGUCAAGUCUCUGAGAGAACGUUCCAAGAUGAACUACGACGAGAAGUUGAAGGAAAGGUACAAGUACAUGCCCGAGGUGCGCCGUAUUGCUCGUCACCGUCACUUGCCAAAGGUGGUGAAGAAGGCCCAGGAGAUCAAGCGUACCGAGGUGGAGUCGUUGAAGAGAAGAGAGGAGAACGACCGUCGUCAUUCGAAGGAGGGCUCGAAGCCCAGAGUGGCCGAGAGAAAGAAGCAUAUCCGUGGCACUGCCAUCAAGGAACAAUAA
This is a messenger RNA of Candidozyma haemuli, 1392 nucleotides long. It is a transcript of the gene SOF1, whose product is annotated as rRNA-processing protein. Bases 1 to 1392 code for a protein of 463 amino acids. NCBI's taxonomy places the organism in Eukaryota, Fungi, Ascomycota, Pichiomycetes, Serinales, Metschnikowiaceae. Gene Ontology annotation, biological process: maturation of SSU-rRNA from tricistronic rRNA transcript (SSU-rRNA, 5.8S rRNA, LSU-rRNA). Gene Ontology annotation, molecular function: protein binding. The record is from RefSeq and is a predicted model, not a curated record. Gene Ontology annotation, cellular component: nucleolus; small-subunit processome. The transcript has a single exon.